AUGCGCGAACCACGAAGGCAUUACAAAUUGUGGAGAAACAUUGUUUAUGGUGGUGCCCUUCGUCGAGCAGGUCGUUUUGACAUCACCAUUCAUGUUCCACCUCCAGAUGUGGAAGCCCGAAAGGCAAUUCUUCAGUUGGAGCUUUCUAGACGUUCUACCUCCUCUCAGGCUCUCGAUUCCUCCUGGUUAGAGGCCUUUGCAAGGGAUCAUUUGGAAGGUUACACCGGAGCUGAGGUUGUUGGAGUCGUUCAGACUGCAGCAGAAUUGACUCGAGACUCAUUAAAGGUCGAGAUUAACCGAGAGCAACUCCUUAAGGCUUGUGAACGUCUGCCACCAACCACCCUGGAACAGUAUUACGCACAUCUUCAACAAGUACCUCAUAAGACUUCAAUGGUCUCUUCUGCAGAUCGCAUGGAUACAGCUUCUUCUCAUUCUUCUCGAUUUUCGAAUCAAUCCUUCUUUUUCAUUACAUCAACGUUUGUCAUCUUGGUCCUUGCUAUUGGAUUUCAACUACUUUUGUUGUUUAGUUCAAGGGAUACUUCCUAA
Molecule: messenger RNA, 546 nt
Organism: Rodentolepis nana
Lineage: Eukaryota; Metazoa; Platyhelminthes; Cestoda; Cyclophyllidea; Hymenolepididae
Source: the annotation of a GenBank genome assembly